AUGAUGUCUCGAUAUCGUAGUACAUCAUCUGAAGAUGGAAUAAUCAAUUCAAAAUGUCGUCAUUCACGAAGUGCUCAAAUAUAUAAUGAUCGAAAUUUAAUUUCUUCACGAAGAAAUUCAUUCUAUCAUCUUGCAAUGAAUGUCUAUCAAGCAUGUGAAGUAAUGAUGAUCUAUAGAAAUGAUUCACUAUCAUUAUCGGAUAAUGAUCAAAUUGUAAUUAAACAAAAACAAAAUAAUGAUGAUCGAACAAUUAUUGUUUAUAAAGGUUAUUUGAAAAAUGAAGAAAUUUCAACAAGAAAAACUAAGAGAAUUUCAUCAUCAUCAUCAUCAUCAUCAUCAUCAUUAUUAGUAGAAAAAAAAGAAAGUUCAUCAUCCCAACAAGAAAAUGUUCAAGAACGACAUGAAACCAAAAAAUCAAAUGAUUCACCAAAAGUAGAAAAUGAAGAUAAUAUCGUAAGUCAAUUUCAUCGAAAAUUAACAAAACAAACAACAAAUGAUAAUGACAAUAGUGGAAAUUUGUUUCAAUCAUUAUUAUCUAUUCUUCAAAAUGGUCUUCGUAGAAUGGAACAACAUGAACCACUACCACCACGAUAUGAAGGAAAUGUAGAAGAUUUUGUUGUUAUUUUUCUUGGUAUCAAAGAUGAAUCAAAUUUUAAUCGUUCGAUUGUUAAUUUCGUUAAAAUGUUUAAUAAUAUUGAAGAAUUAAAUUCUUUUGUUAAUACUCUUAAAUUUGAAAGAAUUAUUUUAAUUAUUAGUCUUUCAUUAGCAGAAUCUAUUAAAGAUUUGUCUCGAUUUGAUUCAGUCUAUAUUCUUUCAAAUAAUAUCACUUGGAAAAAUGAUCAUUUUAAUAUUCGUGGAAAUUUUUCAAAUCUUGAAUCGAUCUCCGACAAAAUAAAAGACGAAUGUUUAAUAGAAAAUCAAUUUUUUUCAAUUCAAUUUGUAUCAACUAAUGAAACUUCAAAGCAAUCAUUUUGUUAUUCACAAUUAUUAAAAGAAACUCUUCUUAAAAAAGAUAAUGAAAGUAAUUUAAAAAAAGAUUUUAUCGAUUUUUCUCGAUUUCAUUAUAAUAAUAAUCAUAUUGAAUUAAAUUUAAUUGAUGAAUUUGAACAAGAUUUUACAAUAAAAAAAUCAGUAUGGUGGUAUACAAGAAAUUGUUUUAUUCGGAAAAUGCUUAAUCGUGCAUUACGUACAGAAGAAAUUGAUAUUUUAUAUAAAAUGAGAUGGUUUAUACAAGAACUUAAUAAUCAAAUUAAAGAAAAUUAUUUUUCAGCAACUGUUUUUCGAAUUCAUCAUUACUCUUUUGAUCAAUUUAAAAAAUUCAAAGAACAUAACUCAAAUGAUUUACUUUCAUUUGGUACUUUUCUUGAUUGUACACUCAAUGAACCUUCUUUAAUUAAAAAUAUUGAUGGAAUGCAAACAAUUAUAUUUCGAAUUACAACAACAGUUGGGAUUGAAAUUGAACAACUUCGUUAUUCUGAUUCAAAAACAGAAGUCUUACUUCCUUUCGAUAAUGUUUAUCGCAUUGAAUCAAUCGAAGAGAAUAAUCAUGAUGAUCAUCAUUGGUGGAAUAUUAAUCUAACAAAUAUAAGCAGAGAAAAUCAGCAAUUCAAAGAAAUAAUAAAAGAAAUGCGUGAAGAAAUUGAAGGUCCUGUUGUAUUAAUUCAAUUAGGAAAACUUUUACUGUCAAAUAAUGACUAUUCUCAUGUUGAUUAUUUAGCACGUCUAUUAUUUAAUGAUGGUUCAUUAAAAAAUAAUCCAACAUUAUUAGCUUCAUUGGCUGCUGUUCAUCAUCUACUUGGUUCUGUUGAUAAUCGGCAAAAUAAUUAUCGAGCUGCUCGUCUUCAGUUCGAGCAAUCAUUAAAAAUUUUUUUAACUUUUCUUUCAGAAGAUAAUCAAAUACUUUCAGCAACAUAUAACAACAUAGGAAGUAUGUAUUAUCAAGAAGAUCAACAUGAACAAGCAAUUAUCUAUCAUCAAAAAGCUCUUCAAUGUCAAUUAAAAUCUUCAUCACCUGAUAUUGAAGCUAUAGCAACAUAUUCAGGAAAUAUUGGAGCUGUUUACCUUGAUCAAGGAAAAUAUGAUCAAGCAUUAUUACAUUAUAAACGUUCUCUUCAAAUUCUUCAACAAUCAAUACCAAGUGGAGAAUCACAAUCAAUUGCAAUGAUUUAUGAUCGCAUCGCAUCUGUAUAUUGGAGAAUGGAUAAACCUGCUGAAGCACUUCCGUUUUAUCAACAAGCACUUCAAUUAGAACUUAAAUACCUUCCAGAAAACGAUCAUAAAAUAUCCGUUUCCUAUUUUAAUUUAUCAACAGCUUAUGCAAAACUAAAUCAAUUAGACGACGCAAUUGAUUGUGCUGAGAAAUCUGUUCAACAAUUACUUAAAUCUGUACCACCAGAUCAUCCUGAAGUCAAAGAAAAUACAGAUCAGUUAGAAGGACUGAGACGAAGAAAAUGGCUUCAACAACUUUACGAAUAA
Molecule: messenger RNA, 2475 nt
Organism: Rotaria sp. Silwood2
Lineage: Eukaryota; Metazoa; Rotifera; Eurotatoria; Philodinida; Philodinidae
Source: the annotation of a GenBank genome assembly